AUGGAAACCGAUAUAGAACAUAUUGCCGAGAACGGUGAUGUUUUCAUUCAUCGUCUGAAAAAGUUAUCUGACGAUGAAAAACAACGCCUCGUAGCCCAAAAUUCUCGAUUGAUACCUGAAGCCAAAGCUGCGCGCCUCGAGAAAGAUGCUAAACGUCACUGGGAUAUCUUUUACAAAAGAAACGAGACGAAAUUUUUUCGGGACCGGCAUUGGACCACACGUGAGUUUCAAGAGCUUAUUAAUUUUGAUGCGGGAGAAGAAAUAAAGUUUUUAGAACUUGGAUGUGGCGUUGGAAACAUGGUAUUCCCUUUAGUUGAGGAGGGUUUCUCUAAUUUUUAUUUCUACGCAUGCGAUUUCUCACCACGUGCUGUUGAGUUUGUCAAGUCGAACAAGUUGUUCAAUGAGAGUCGUAUGAAGGCGUUUUGUGCGGAUUUGACAACAGACGAUUUGUUCGAGAACGUUCAGGAAGAGAGUAUUGAUAUAGCAAGUUUGAUAUUUGUGCUGUCUGCCAUACACCCCGAGGCCUGGUCGCAAGUGGCUAAGGUUGCGUAUCGUGCUCUACGCCCGGGCGGUGUGCUUUUGUUACGAGAUUAUGGCCGUUACGAUAUGGCCCAAUUGCGAUUCAAGCCUGGACAUAAAAUCUCUGAUAACUUCUACAUGCGGCAAGAUGGCACGAGAAGCUACUACUUCACUGAAGAAGAACUACAGAAGUUGUUCACCGACACGGGGUUUGAGGGAAAUACAAAAAGCCGGCUAAAGAUUGAGUCUAAAUCACAGAAGGCUGGACUACAUUGGAAGAAAAGUCAUUGGUAUAAGCACUGGAGAACCAGGACUUGCAGUGAAUAUGCUCUAUCAAGAUGGCGCUGA
Arctia plantaginis is the source of this 867-nucleotide messenger RNA. The record is from the annotation of a GenBank genome assembly. NCBI's taxonomy places the organism in Eukaryota, Metazoa, Arthropoda, Insecta, Lepidoptera, Erebidae.